CUGCCAAGUCCUCGUGCCAAAAACUUUUCACCCACAGACGAAUGCGUCCAAGCCGUCCUAAGUCAAGAAUUGAAUAGAGGAGUAGUACAUCACAACAUAGAUAUUACUAGGGAUUCCUUUAUUUACAGAGACAGAGUUUUCCGUAGUUGCAAAUCCAGGACGAAAUUGUCUGUGGAAUAAAACCGCUGGAAAGGUUCGGGUGGUGAGGAUGGACCGAGCUCCAAGCUCCAGCCCAAGUGGCACCAGUCAAACAUCACAACCAACCCAACAUGAACCCAUCAGCUUCGGCAUUGACCAGAUUCUCAGCGGAACCGAUCAAGAAUCACAGCAGAAUUCGACCAGGAAUAGUUCGGAGAAUAGCAGCGGCAGCAGCAGUGCGAGCGGAGGCUGUUACCAUCUCGGCAGCCCAACGGGAGCGAGCGCAACGCCGUACACAACACUUACCGGCACAUUUCACGGUAUCGCGGCUCCUUAUGAGGAGUCCAGUCCAUACGGAGUGAACUUGACCCUUGCGCCCGGAGGAGUGAUUAGGGUCCCGGCGCACAGGCCCCUUGCCGCGGCCGUUCCUCCACCCAUGGCCAGCGCGGUACCCGGACUUGGGAGCCUUAGUUUUCCCUGGAUGGAGAGCAGCCAGCGCUUCGCAAAAGACAGGUUUGCAGCAGCCCUGACGCCUUUUACUGUGGCUCGACGUAUUGGUCACCCGUACCAGAAUCGCACACCACCUAAGAGAAAGAAGCCCCGCACGUCCUUCUCCAGAGUGCAGAUCUGUGAGCUGGAGAAGCGCUUCCACAGACAAAAAUACCUGGCCAGUGCUGAACGGGCAGCUUUGGCCAAAACUCUGAAGAUGACAGACGCACAGGUCAAAACAUGGUUUCAGAACCGCAGGACCAAAUGGAGACGGCAGACGGCGGAGGAGAGGGAGGCAGAGCGUCAGCAGGCCAACCGCCUGAUGAUUCAGCUCCAGCACGAUGCCUUCCAGAAGUCUUUGACUGAUUCAGUUCCAACAGACCCACUCUGCAUUCACAACUCAUCUCUGUUCGCCCUGCAAAACCUUCAGCCUUGGGCGAGUGAGGAGAGCAGCAAGCUUGGAGGAGUGACGGCGCUCGUAUGAGUAUCGCAACUCAAAGGAAAAGACAUUCUUUGUUUUGAUGGACAAGGAUGUUGGUUGACUUUAUCACCAUCCCAAAUGACUAUUUCAUUGAACCACAAGAAAAAAAGCAAGGAACUAAUUUUGGCACAAUGAGCAAACCCAUAUAAAUAAAAAGGCCUUUGCAAAAUAAAUGAAGGCCGUUUUCUGUGGUGUGUCUGUGAGUACAGAGACUUUUAUCCCCAUCAGGGUCAGUUUCAUUGACAAAUUGACCUAUAGGAAGGAACAGGGCAUCUCAGCUAACCCUUUUACAGAGCUACUAAUCUCCUCUUCCAUCCUUUCAUUUGCCCUUUUGCCCCCCUGUGUAAUUUCUCCACCACUCAGAGCUGUACAAUACAGGAUUAAUGCAGAGGAGGGAAGUAACAAUGAAUUAAUUAUUUAUAAUUCAAGUUGCACAACCUAAAAUGCCCCCAAAAUGGCCAUGUAAGAGAAUAAAAGGACAAAAACUAUUUUGAAACAGUCUUCAAUACAUAUAAUUACAUUGUUUUCAGGUUGGGUAUUAUAAAAAAAUGUAUCAUUUGAGAUUUUAACCCACACAAAAAUAAUUCAGGGUUGUUUCAAACCCAAUUUGCAUUAAAUAUGGACAAACAUUAUAUUUUAAUUAUUAUUAUUUUUUAAAUAAUUUUUUUAGGGUUUGUUCACCUUUUAUUGGGAUAGGAUAGUGGAGGACAGACAGGAAAGCAUUGGGAGCAAAGGGUCGGCAAAAGACCUUGAGCCAGGAUUCGAAUUCGGGUCACCGUGAGCACAAUGGUGCUACAUGUCGUCACUCUUAACCACUAGACUAUUGGCGCUGACCAUUUUAAUUAUUUUUAAAUUAACGUUUUAAUCCAGGGGUUAGGUUUGUCAACAUUUUCACCCAAUUUUUUGAGUGAAGGAACAAUAACAAUCUCCUAUUUGUGUUUU
Molecule: messenger RNA, 2050 nt
Organism: Danio aesculapii
Lineage: Eukaryota; Metazoa; Chordata; Actinopteri; Cypriniformes; Danionidae
Gene: tlx3b
Product: T cell leukemia homeobox 3b
Exons: 3
Coding region: 209-1111 (300 amino acids)
Biological process (GO): regulation of transcription by RNA polymerase II; animal organ development
Cellular component (GO): nucleus
Molecular function (GO): DNA-binding transcription factor activity, RNA polymerase II-specific; RNA polymerase II cis-regulatory region sequence-specific DNA binding
Source: RefSeq, a predicted model, not a curated record